AUGCCGCGGCCAAAGGUUCAUCCAAGUCAGCGUCAGCGUGCCGCCGAAGCAUGCAAUUUUUGCCGCGCAUCCAAGAAGCGAUGCAGUGCCACAGUGCCUUGCACCGCUUGCCAGAGACGCGGCAUUGGGGAUUCCUGUUAUCUCACCCACCGACCUCGAGGCUCUAGAAAGGUUCCACCUCGGACGAGGAACUCGGCUCCGGAGCAGGUUCCGGCUUCACCGGGCGGUGGAGACGCAAGGCCAGGCUCUCCAGCUCCAGGACCAGAAUCGCAUGCCCGGAUGCUACUGAAUCUUCGAGGAGAACGAGUCUAUAUCGGCGAGGCUGCAUCUCUAUCGUUCCUACAGCUUAUCAGAGAUACUGUGACAGCACAAAUUGGGCCGUCCCAAUUUUCUCACAAUGAAAAGAGCGAUAAUAUGCUGGAAACAGAGCCUUCGGCGGCUAAUUCGAACGAUCUAGAGCUAGCCAAUUGCAAUGUAGACUUAGAGGGCAGUCUACUCUACUCCCGCACCUUCGAAGCUGCUACCGGUGGACUUUUAUAUCUCUUCGGACCAACAGAGGUAGAGGACAUUUUGUUAAAAACUGGAACUGAUGGGGUUGAGUCCCUUGGCCCAUGCCAACGUGCCGCGAUUGAUCUUGUUAUAGCCAUCGGUGCGCAAUGCAAGUCUCCAAUGGAUGCACAGCAAAUCGGACCGGCAUAUUUUCGUCAAGCGCAACAGCGUGCAUUCGCCGGCAUGCUGGAAGACCCAAAUGUUGAUAUGGUCCGCGCAUUUCUUCUAAUGGCCUUUUAUAUGCUUGGCCAUUGCCGGAGAAAUACAGCAUUCAUGUAUUUGGGGAUUGCGUCGAGAGCUGCAGUUGCUCUUGGAAUGCACAGCCCACACUCUUAUACAGACUUGAAGAAUCCAUUAUGCCAGCUGAGGCUUCACAUUUGGAUGAGCCUCUGUGUCUUGGAUAUGCUCGUGUGCUCUAUACUAGGGAGACCGCCUGCGACGGCUGGUUUGAGAGCAGAAGUUGAUACUAGCAUCAUCGCUUCAUACAACUCAUUAGAAUCACGGCACGAUUCACGUACUGCAAGUCUGUUCGCAUCGUACAAAAUUCUUACAAUCAUUAAUGAGAGCGUCGAUGCACUAUACGGCAGGAAAGUUGCAUCCACCGCCAUGGUGGAACCUUUUUUGAACAAAAUUGAGGAUUGGAGCAGAGAUCUACCCAGUUUUCUCCGCAAUCCUCUGACAUCUAAAGGCUCUCCGGCCCAGAAAGCGGCAACGGACAGUAUACACGUCGCUUGCCUCUAUUACUUUGCUAUCACUCUAGUCACUCGACCCGUACUUAUAUCCGGACUCACCUCUCUCUCUGGUUCUGCGACACCUUCAACGUCCCCUCUGGCAGCUGCCUGUCUUGAUGCGGCUGUGUAUCUUGUACAGACGUGCUCAGAAGCACACAAGUCUGGGCUAUUGCUUGGUAAUAUGUGCAUAUUAAAGGCCCUGAUAUUUGCCGCUGGGCUUAUCCUUGGGUUUGACAUGUUUGCGAAGAGAGAGCUGGACUACGAGGUUGAAGUAACCUUUCGUAGUGCCAAAGACGUCCUCGACUUCUUGGGCAUUCAAAGCCCCCAGGCCACUCAUUACUCUGAAAUCCUAGGCCUUCUAUCCAAUGCAAUCACGAAACGGCGAAUGAAACUGUCUUCACGCUCUCGAAGUAGGUACGUCGGAAAGCUGGUUUCUUUUAGCGGGGAACGGAGCUCAAGCCAAGACAACACCACCAACGAUAACGAGGUUUUAUCUCUUAAUAAUAACGAGGGGCUUCCACUUGGAGAAAUUGGUGGAGUUUGGACCGGCGAUCUGUCGGCCCAGUCUGGAGAGAUGGAUGGAGAUAUGCUACGAGGUUGGGACAGCCUAGACUUGUCACAGUGGGAUAAUUUUCCCUUUUUCAACCCAAGGGCGUUUUGGCCCUGA
Messenger RNA from Trichoderma virens Gv29-8, 1947 nucleotides. RefSeq lists its product as uncharacterized. Gene Ontology annotation, molecular function: zinc ion binding; RNA polymerase II cis-regulatory region sequence-specific DNA binding; DNA-binding transcription factor activity, RNA polymerase II-specific. Gene Ontology annotation, biological process: positive regulation of transcription from RNA polymerase II promoter by galactose; DNA-templated transcription. NCBI's taxonomy places the organism in Eukaryota, Fungi, Ascomycota, Sordariomycetes, Hypocreales, Hypocreaceae. The transcript is spliced from 6 exons. Gene Ontology annotation, cellular component: nucleus. Bases 1 to 1947 code for a protein of 648 amino acids. The record is from RefSeq and is a predicted model, not a curated record.